UCCCCGUCCACUCAGCCCCGCCCCCCAGCCGCAUCCUCUUCCUGUACAGUGGAAGUCUCAUGUCCUCAUGUACGGUGGGAAGUGCUGGGAGAUCUGGAUGAGUGCAGCUCCUUCAUUUACAUGCUCACCUUGGUCAAGCAUGGAGGUCCCGGGCUCUUCCAUGUCCUGCUGAGACGUACUUUCACAGUUAACCAGUUUAUUCCCCAUUGGCCAUGUACUUUCUCUGCUGCUGAUUGGAUCUUCUCUAGAGGGUUCACUAUUUCCGGGACAUCAAUGGCAUCUAGCCCUGGUACGGAGGGGAAGAGGCCUCAGUUUGGGAGUCGCCUCCUGAAGGAUCCAAGCCAGGUCUUCCAGCACAAUGCAUGGGACAAUGUACAGUGGUCUGAGGAGCAGGAAGCUACAGCUAGAGAGAAGGUUCUUGAAAACAGUUGUCAACCUGUAUCACUAGAGAAGCAAGAGGAGUAUGAAAACAAAGCUAGCAACUUCUGGGAUGGCUUUUACACCAUCCAUGAAAACCGAUUCUUCAAAGACAGACAGUGGCUUUUUACAGAGUUCCCUGAGCUGUCCCCCAGUGGUAGGAGUCCUCUGGAUUCUGCUGAAUAUCAAAGAAAGGAUCCUGAGCAAGAAAGAGAGGAUGUAGACAGUGACUACCCAGGAUCCUCUGCUUCUUAUUGUAUCUUGGAGGUGGGAUGUGGUGUCGGGAACACGGUCUUCCCAAUAUUGCAGACAAAUAAUGACCCUGGCCUGUUUGUAUACUGCUGUGAUUUCUCUAGCACUGCUGUGGAACUUGUGAAGACUAAGCCUCAGUAUGAUCCAUCACGAUGCUUCGCCUUUGUCCACGACCUAUCAGACGAGAAUUUGCAGUACCCCAUUCCUGAGGAGAGCUUAGAUGUCAUUGUUCUCAUCUUUGUCCUUUCAGCCAUCCUUCCAAGCAAGAUGCAAGAGGCUAUUUCACGUUUAAGUAGGCUUCUGAAACCUGGUGGCUGCAUCCUGUUGCGGGACUAUGGCCGUUAUGACAUGGCCCAGCUACGUUUUAAGAAAGGACGAUGUCUGUCUGAAAACUUCUAUGUUAGAGGAGAUGGCACAAGGGUCUACUUCUUUACUCAAGAUGAGCUUGGGGAUAUGUUCACCAAAGCCGGUUUGGAGAAAGUUCAGAAUAUAGUGGAUCGACGGCUGCAAGUAAAUCGAGGCAAACAGCUGACUAUGUAUCGUGUUUGGAUCCAGUGUAAAUACCGCAAGCCAUGCAACUGAAAAAUACAAGAUAAUUUGUCUUCACCAUAAUAUUAUCCAUAGUGUAUGAUGAAAGUCAUCCUGGAGUGUUGACAAGGAGAAUGAUUUUUAUUUUUGGUGAUGAGCAAAGAAUAAUGGGGAAACCGUCUACUUUUUCCUUUGUUGACCUGUAAACCGUAGUCACCACUGAGAAUGUCAGAACUUAAGAAUGGAUAAACAUUGAGUCUGUUAUUAAUAAAAGGUGAAAAAUACCAGUUUCAGAGAUCAGUAUUGCAAAAGGGCCGUUUUUACUGGAAUCUGUAUCUGCCCGCACUGUAACAUUGUAUGUAUUGUGACCCUUGACCAGCCUCUCUGAAAUUUGAAACACAUUCUGGUUCCAGGGACUUUGAACUUUAUUCUCUGUACAGAAAGAAGGUAAACAUGUGACAAUGGUUCAUAUAAUUUAAAGACUUUUUAAAACUUUUACAAAAUAAAAUGUCAGUGUAUUUAUCAUAUUUGA
Messenger RNA from Rana temporaria (common frog), 1729 nucleotides. RefSeq names its product methyltransferase like 2A (gene METTL2A). The record is from RefSeq and is a predicted model, not a curated record. Gene Ontology annotation, molecular function: tRNA (cytidine-N3)-methyltransferase activity. The coding region runs from base 121 to 1251 and encodes 376 amino acids. The transcript is spliced from 10 exons. Lineage: Eukaryota; Metazoa; Chordata; Amphibia; Anura; Ranidae.